AUGUUUGAACCCGGAAACAAAAUAGAACCUAAAGAAGUAUGUAGUAAUAAGGAUAAUGAAAACCAAACCGAAACUAUUGAAGAAGACGACAACGAUUUAUUUGAUGAUAUAUCCUUUUCGCUUCCUCGUGGUCAUGUUCCUCAAUCAUAUCUAGAUUUAUCAAGUACAGAGAUUGCAAGUAUGGAUGAACAUUUACCUGAAAGUAAUAUAGGAUAUAAAUUAUUAUUGAAAAUGGGUUGGAAAGUUGGUCAGGGACUUGGAAGCAGAAAAGAACCUAUUCGAAUAGAUAUUAAAUCUGAUAGUUUAGGUGUAGGUAAACUCGAAGAAGAAAAUUAUUAUCAUUCUACUAGUACAGCAAGACGUAAAGCUUUAGAUAGUGAAAAAAUUGCAGAGGAGACUGAAGAAGAACGCAAUAAAGUUCAAAAACAAGAAUCGAUUAAAAAAGAAUUAGAAACUAUUAAUGCGGCAUUUUAUUGUGCGUUAUGUGAUAAACAAUAUACAAAAAUCUCGGAGUAUGAAACCCAUUUGAGCUCAUAUGAUCAUAAUCAUCGCAAGAGAUUCAAGGAAAUGAAAGAAAGUAAUCGUCCCACAGCUAAAUUGGAUAGAAAACGUGAAAAGGAACGUAAAAGAGAAGAAAAAGAAUUGGCAAGAAUGCAACAAGCUGCACUUCAAAGAGCGGGUAGCAAACAAUCUUUUACUAACGAUAUUCUUAAUAAUAGUUCAUCAAGUAAAUCAUCAAUUAACGAUAGCACAACUAAAACGAAUUUAAGUGAUAGUUUG
This is a messenger RNA of Funneliformis mosseae, 780 nucleotides long. The record is from the annotation of a GenBank genome assembly. NCBI's taxonomy places the organism in Eukaryota, Fungi, Glomeromycota, Glomeromycetes, Glomerales, Glomeraceae.